Molecule: messenger RNA, 3755 nt
Organism: Cyprinus carpio (common carp)
Lineage: Eukaryota; Metazoa; Chordata; Actinopteri; Cypriniformes; Cyprinidae
Product: gastrula zinc finger protein XlCGF57.1-like
Exons: 2
Coding region: 1024-2835 (603 amino acids)
Biological process (GO): regulation of transcription by RNA polymerase II
Cellular component (GO): nucleus
Molecular function (GO): RNA polymerase II transcription regulatory region sequence-specific DNA binding; DNA-binding transcription factor activity, RNA polymerase II-specific
Source: RefSeq, a predicted model, not a curated record
GAUUAGGGAUUUAUAAUUCUGGGAAUUUUCAAAGUUGGAAAACUUCCAUGCAAAUUAAAGAGAAUAAACUGGAAAUGUUCUGUUAGCCUAUAAUAGGAAAAUUAAAUCUAGCAUAAUCUUGGUUAAAUCUACAAGAUUUAAUGCAAAGAAAAUUGACCAAGUGCAUUCUUCAGUACAAGAGUGAACUGUAUAUAUGUGACAGAAUUGUGGUUAAAGGCAUAGUUUACUCAAAAAUGAAAUUUCUGUCAUCAGUCUGUCACCCUCAUAUUGUUUCAAACCUUUAUAAGUUUCUUUUUUCUGUUGAACACGCACAAAACUUAUUUUGAACAAUAUUGGUAACCAAACAGUUGCUGGGACCCAUUGACUUCCAUUGUAUGGAAAAAAGGGAGUCAGUGGUUUACCAAAAUUUUUAUUUUUUGGUUACGAACAUUUUUCAAGAUAACUUUUGAGUUCAGGAGAACAAACAAAUUAAUAUUGGUUUAGAACAACUUGUGGCAGUUUAGGCUAUUUUAUGACAAAAUUGUCAUUUUACGGUAACUAUCCCUUUAACUUGCUGGUAGCCUUUAUCUCAGAAAUAACCUCUCUAGUCAUGGUCUCACUUACAUGUGUACUUACAUAGUAACUAGAUGUGUACGCAGUAUGUAACCACAGUGUAAGUACACAUUGGUACAUAGUAUCUACAGCUGUAAUAUUUCUGUAAGUACACAUUAUUAUUCAGCUGAAAAUCCUCAUCACUACUAUUCAUGAUGGUGAAGAACUUUCGAGUUAAAAAGCUUCAAGCACUUCAUCAAAUUAAGAUAAAGAUAAAAUAUAUAGUUUACACCAUUGUUUUUUUUUUUUUUUUCAAGCUAAAGGGAUAGUUCAGCCAAAAAUUACUCAUCCUCAGGUUGUUUCAAACCUGUAUAAAUUCCUUUGUUCUGCUGAACACAAAGGAAGAUAUUUGGAAGAAAGUCAGUAACCAAACAGAUAUUGCCCCAGAUGUUUUGGUUAAUUUAAAGUGAAUUCUUUUUUUUUUCAGAGCUGAUGGAAGAGAAAGAGGAGAGUGAAGAACUGAGUGAAGUGGAAGAGGAGCAUCAUGACAAACCUGGAGAAAACCCUUUGAGUCGCUCAAAGAAUAAUAAAACCAUUUUAAAGAAAAGAAAAGCCAAUAAAUCAGUCACCUGCACUCAGUGUGGAAAGAGUUUCUCAACCAAACAAAAACUUGAGCGUCACAUUAGAGUUCACACCGGAGAGAAACCGUUUACGUGUGAUCAGUGUGGGAAGAGUUUCACAACCAAAUUAUAUCUUGAAUGUCACUGGAGAGUUCACACUGGAGAAAAGGCGUUCACAUGUGAUCAGUGCGGAAAGAGUGUCUUACACAAACAAAGUCUUAAGCGUCACAUGGAAGUUCACACUGGAAAGAAGCUGUUCACGUGUGAUCAGUGUGGAUAUGAAUUCACAGAAAAAGCAAACCUUAAAAAACACAUGACAAUCCACACUGGGGAAAAGCCGUUCACAUGUGAUCAGUGCGGGAAGUGUUUCUCACACAAACCUUAUCUCGUCGCUCACAUGAUUGUUCACACCGACGAGAAGCCGUUCACGUGUGAUCAAUGCGGGAAGAGAUUUAAAACAAAAAACAGCCUCGAGCAUCACAGCAGAGUUCACACUGGAGAAAAGCUGUUCACGUGUGAUCAGUGCGGGAAGAGUUUCAGACAACAAGGAAACCUUAAAGGACACAUGAGAGUUCACACUGGAGAAAAGCCGUUCCCAUGUGAUCAGUGCGGGAAGAGUUUCUCACACAGACAAAGUCUUGAGUGUCACAUAAGAGUUCACACCGGAGAGAAGCCGUUCACAUGUAAUCAAUGCGGAAAUCAGUUCACAGGAAGAGGAGCCCUUAAAAAACACAUGACAAUCCACACGGGAGAAAAACCGUUUUCAUGUGAUCAGUGCGGGAAGAGUUUCUCAAACAAACAAUAUCUUGAUCUUCACAUGAGAUUACACACUGGAGAGAAGCCGUUCACGUGUGAUCAGUGCGGGAAGAGCUUUACACAAACAGCAACCCUUAGAGUACACAUGAGAAUUCACACAGGAGAGAAGCCGUACUCAUGUGAUAUAUGUGAAAAGAGAUUCUCACACAAAAAUACUCUCGAGUUUCACAUGAGGAUCCACACCGGAGUGAAGCCGUUUAUGUGCGAUCAGUGUGAAAAGAGAUUCUCAAACAAAAACAGUCUUGAGGUUCACAUGAGAGUUCACACUGGAGAGAAGCCGUUCACGUGUGAUCAGUGCGGGAAGAGCUUCACACAAAAACCACAUCUUAAUGCACACAUGCAGGUCCACACCGGAGAGAAGCCACACACGUGUGAUCAGUGCGGGAAGAGUUUCACAAGCAAAUGUCAUCUUCAUGUUCACAUGAGGAUCCACACCGGAGAGAAGAAAUACAAGUGUGAUCAAUGCGGCAAAACAUUUCUUAGGUCAUCAAGCCUGAAGUCACACCUGACAGUUCAUACCAAGGAGAAACCACAUUCCUGUUCUGUAUGUGGAAAGAGUUUUUCACAGCUACAGAGUUUACAUAAACAUGAGAAAACACAUACUGGUGUGAGAGAGUACAUGUGUUUUGAGUGUGGCAAGACUUUUACUACAGCGAGACAUUUAAAACUGCACCAGAGAGUUCACACUGGAGAGAAACCUCACAAGUGUUCACACUGUGACAAGAGAUUCAGUCAGUUAGGAAAUCUGAAAAUACAUGAGAAGAUCCACAGCAGAGAGAAACCGCGUACCACAUGUGAUCAGUGCGGAAAGACUUUCUCUUUUAAAAGUCACCUGAAGCUACACAUGAAGAUCCAUACAGUGGAGUGACCACAUGACUGCUGUCUAUUUGGGCAAAGUUUUUCUUUUAGACCUGAUGAAACACCUGAAGAUUCACAAGAGAGUUCACACUGGAAGUAAGCCACUCAGGCUUUCGAUCUGAAAAAGCAACAGAUAAUUCACACUGUGGAAAAAAAGUAUUUACACUGCAACAUGAGAUAAAAUCUGUAUGAAAGUCUGGAAACACAUGAAAGGAUUCACACUAGGAAACCACAUCAGAGUCUGAUCAAUUAUCUAGUCCAUGGUCACAAUCACGGUAACUAGAUCAUCUUCAGAUGCAGCAGUGCGAAAGCAUUUCUUGCAGAGAUUCUGUCCUAAUAGACAUGACGAAGAAACAUACUAUUUUGGCUUUCAGCCAUUUAGAAUUUUGUUGUAAAAUACUGUAUUUUUCUGAAUGCAUUAGCAGCGUGGGUCAUCGGCACAAUGCCCUGAAGGAUCUUAAAAAGUUUUAACCUGUUAACCUUCAUGAGGAUGGACUGAAAUGUUCUUUAUUUACAUAAGUUUUAAUGUAAGCUGUUGUAAUUACCUCAACAAACUAUGUAUCAUUAACUCUUUCCCUGCCAAACCAGAAUUUUCCGGGUUUCCAUGUACUUGCAGUUAUAUGAUCGGAGCGCUAUUAUGCAUGUCCUGAAUAAGUCUAGUAUCACUUGAUCAAAAACACAGACAAGGAAGAUGCAGAAACGAGUGAUCUCGUAGUAAGCAUAUCCAUAUGAAACAUAUUGUGAUCAUCAAUAAUAAACAGCAUUUAAAUGAAAACUGACUAAUGUUACCACGUGAAAUUGGGUCCUGGAAGUGGUAAAGGAAUGUGCAAGCUUUAGAUAUGCUGAUGGAAGUUAUCUACUGCUUCUUUGCUGUUAUAAUAGUACUGAAUAUGUGGCAGAUGUGGCAUUUGAUAAAAAUGUCCAUUUUGG